This is a messenger RNA of Fusarium coffeatum, 942 nucleotides long. RefSeq lists its product as uncharacterized. Lineage: Eukaryota; Fungi; Ascomycota; Sordariomycetes; Hypocreales; Nectriaceae. Bases 1 to 942 code for a protein of 313 amino acids. The transcript has 3 exons. The record is from RefSeq and is a predicted model, not a curated record.
AUGGCAACUCCAAAGUUCAGCUCCAAAUCACCUACAAUCCGGCGUAUACUUCGCGAAGCAGCCGAGAUCUCUAAUUCUCCAUCCGCCGAUUACACGGCCGAGCCUCUUGAGUCCGAUCUCUUCGAAUGGCAUUUCACACUCCGCGGACCUCCCAACUCGGUCUACAGCAACGGCAUCUACCAUGGCCGUAUAGUUCUACCUCCUACAUACCCCCUCCGACCGCCUUCAUUCCGUUUCAUGACACCAAGUGGUCGUUUUGAGGCCAACCGUGAGAUUUGCUUGAGUAUUAGUGGUCACCAUGAGGAGACGUGGCAACCCGCAUGGGGAGUUCGCACAGCUCUGGUAGCACUUCGAAGUUUCAUGGAAACAGACGCCCGCGGUCAAUUAGGUGGUCUCGAGACGACCGACGCUGUGCGCCAACGACUUGCCAACGAGUCAUCGACAUUUAAGUGUUCGUCAUGCGGAAAGACAAAUGGCGAGAUAAUCCAGGAAUGCGAAGAGCGAGCAAAGGAAGCAUCAUCGAGCGCUCAAGAGGUUGAAGUCCCCAAAGAGCUGAACAUGGGAUGGCGAGAUGAGAUGGGAACUAAGAAGGAGGGCGAAAACAAAACCGAAGAGACCAACGAUGAUGCCGAGACAGCUCAACUUGCAGAAGGGUUUGUUCAGACUGCGCCAGAUGUUGGUCCGGGUCCUGCUGACAAUGACCCUCCGGCCCCUCAACCGCAAUUUGACAACCGGAACCCCACUCCAACCCGAACAAUUCCUCUUCCGGCCCCGGCCCCGGCGGUCCAAGCACCGGUCGCCGCGCCGAUGGCAGUACAGGCUCAACCUCACCCAGCGCGAAGAGCGUCUGACGAUGGUGUUCCUUUGUGGCUCGACCGGGCCAUUGUCGUGUUGGUGGUGCUCCUGGUGGCGCUUGUGCUCAAGAUCAUAUUUGCCGUGUAA